GUUUAUCGAUAAGACAAAUAGCACGCAGUCGACUGUGUGUUUUGUUGUUCAGUGCUACAGGGAAUGACGGUUCGGGCCUGAGGUUUGCGCUUGGUCACCGUGGCGACGGUUACUCUAUUGUGAAAUCUCUCUCGUUUUUUCUAAGUUUACGUUAAUGUACAGGCUGCUAAAGUGAUAUUUUUUUUAUUCACAAAUCCGCGAUGCCACGGACGCUCAUUUGCUUGCGUUACUUUCUCAUCGGUGGUGCUAUUGUCGUCGGUGUAUGUGGUAUCGUAGAGAGCAUAUGUGCUGGUUAUUUCAUAUACCAACUGUAUGAAUAUUCCCUUCUCACGCCUAAUCAUGUAUGCGGUUCACCAACAAUUCUGCUAGUGAUGGGCCUGGUAACAUGUUUGCUAUCAUGGUGCGCCUGGCAAUUCGUUGAUUUCACAAAUAGAAGUCAAGUCAUAAUUUUUUUCUUAGCGCUAAUAAUCGUUACGAUUAUCAACACGAGUACUGGGAUUUGGGCUCUUGUAAGGCACGAACGAGUGGAUGUAUUACCAGUUGACUAUCUCAAUCAAGUAUUCGAACAUGCUGUUUCGAACGAUAAAGCUUCUUGGGAUCGCAUGUAUUUCAAGUUACGUUGCUGUGGAGUAAACGGACCCAUCGAUUAUCGCGACCAUGACGCAGUUCCCUGGUCGUGUUGUGAUACUACGUCGGUACUUGCAAAUUCUGACGAUAGUAUAGGCACCUGUAAUACAAUGUACGCAAAAGGUUGCCACCAAGUAGUAAUAAAUCGUACUAGAUCGAUCCUCCUCCACGUUUUUUUGCUCGCGUUGUGUACAGUAUUAUUACAGGUAGGUUACAUAAUAUGUAUGACAUGUUAUAUGAAAGCAUGUCGGGAAUUUACGGAAAGGAGAAAUGAUCUAAUUGCGACUGCGCAAAUGCUUGCGCGAGCAUCCAAAGAUAUGGGAACGAACGAUAUCCUUCUCAGUCAGCAGCCAAAGAAUUCUACAGAAACUAACAAUAUAUACAAUGUUAACAAUAGAAAUGUAUAAUUAUGCUACUUUCAAUAUGUCACGUAUCACUUUAUACGUAGAAUUCGUAUAAUACCUGGUGCUAUAUCAUACAUUGUGAAAUUCUGCGAUAAAAUUAUGCCACAUUGUAAAAUAUUCGAUCUUAACGCAAGGUUCCUUAGUUCGAAGAUAAUUUUUCAAAUGGAAUGAUAUUUUGUAUAAGAUUUAGCGUAAGAACACGUAUAUGCUAUUAUCACCGAAUUCAUUUCCUCAGUACUGAUAAAGAGAGUGUGAGUGAUGUUUGUCUGACUUAAAUGUACAAUUGUAGAUCUCCUGAUAUAAAACAGAGUAAUUUUCAGUAAUCCGGAACGAUGUAUGCCAUGUGUCCAUACAGAAAGUAAAUAUUUGUAACAUGAUAUGCAUUUCUUAUUUUACGUUUUCGAUUUAUUUUGAAAUUUUAACAAUUUAGUUAUUUUUAAUCCAUAAUAGGUUACUUUCAUUUCCAUUAAAAAUGUGAUUCAUUUCAAUUCCCAGCUUGUAGACCAAUAUUUGAUGUAUAAUAAAAUAUAUGUUUGGA
Molecule: messenger RNA, 1569 nt
Organism: Hylaeus anthracinus
Lineage: Eukaryota; Metazoa; Arthropoda; Insecta; Hymenoptera; Colletidae
Product: tetraspanin-3-like
Exons: 5
Coding region: 201-1034 (277 amino acids)
Cellular component (GO): membrane
Source: RefSeq, a predicted model, not a curated record